Messenger RNA from Calidris pugnax (ruff), 1568 nucleotides. RefSeq names its product coronin-2A-like. Bases 212 to 538 code for a protein of 108 amino acids. NCBI's taxonomy places the organism in Eukaryota, Metazoa, Chordata, Aves, Charadriiformes, Scolopacidae. The record is from RefSeq and is a predicted model, not a curated record. The transcript is spliced from 3 exons.
AGUCAUACCAGGAAGACAUCUACCCUUUGACCACAGGAGCCCAGCCAGCACUGACAGCACAGGAGUGGCUGAACGGAGUUAACAAAGGUCAGCACAUGGAGCACUCCCCAGCCCUUCAGCUCCCCAGGGCUUGGGGCCCCUCUUGGUAUCCUUGAAACCAGGCUCUGGAGCUGUGAAUUCCUUACUACAGCUUCCUGAGCCAGAGCCACUCAUGGAGACUACUGACCUGAGCCAGCGCCAGGGCUGGGGAGGAAAGAAGCCACUGGAGGACUUACAGAAGCAAAGUGAUAUCGAAGACAGGAGAAAACAGCUGAAAGUGGAGGAGAAAAUGCCAAAAAAUGAGGAAGUGCGUCUCUCCAAUGACUUUGACAUAUUCGAGUGUCCACCACCUAAAACUGAAAACGAGCUUUUGCAGAUGUUUUACCGGCAACAGGAAGAAAUCCGUAGACUACGUGGGCUGAUACAUCAGAGAGAUGUCCAAAUUAAGCAGCUGGAGCUGGAGCUCAGAAACCUCUGCAUGGACACAGGCAAUCACUGAGGGUGCUGGCCUGCAGCUCUUUGCCCCCCUGGCAACUGGGCAGACUCCUAGGGUGUUUGCGGGGGGAAAAAUUGAUGCUUCAAGCAACGUGGACUUUCCUGGCUUGUGGUGGUCACAAUUUCCCUAAUCAUCACCAGACAGUUAUUGAUGGACUUGAUGUGCUUCUUCAGGCUCCCCUUGCUUGCCCGCUCACUUUUGUAAGAAGCUCGUGCAUUAGUGCUAGUGAGAGACUUUGGAAAAUCUUGUUCUUUCUUGUCCUGGAGAAGCCACCUGUUAAGCUCUAGGAACAAUGUUUUCUGCUGCCCUUCCACAUGACAUGAGGACGGGAGACUGAAGGCUGUCAGCUUCUUUUCCCACCCCUGGACCCAGCAGUGCAGCUCCUGUGGCCGCUUUCUUCUGCCCUGGGAGACCACUGUGCAGCUGAGCUUCAGAGGCACCUCUAGCUCUCAGGUGAUCCCCGUGCAUCCCUCUUGCCUCAUGGCUUGGUCCUGUGCAGCUGGGUGGCCCAGGCAAAGCUGUAGCUGCCCUUACCUGGUGCUGGGGAUAGUCCCGCUGCAAGCGGGAGGCUGCACUGGGGCUGCCAAGGGACAGAACUUUUGUGGUGGGUGAAGGAGAGUUGGUAUUUGGAGGUACUACUUUAAAAGCGCAGUGGCGUAGGCUGGUUCUCGCCAGAGAAGCUGCAGGUGCAGAAGAGGUCGCUGGGUCCUUUGAGUCAGUGGCCUUCUUUUCCUCCUUCUGCCAAAGACCAGCUGCAGUCACCUGGGGGCUGUGGUCCUGUGGUGCUCAGACAAAUGAGGGCAACGUAUAAAGCUGCACAGGGGGUUUGCCGAAAGGGAAAAGAGUGAGGGAGGAGUUGAACCCUCCAACCCACUGCAGACCUUUCAGCAAUGGUGCUAGAAGCAUGGUGUCAACCACAUGGAGGAUAAUAGGACUGCAGCCGGUCACAAACAGCCCUCCCUGGUUGUGGGAGUGAGCUUCCUUGUCCUUGUGCCCACAGCUGCUGCUUCCUUAACUCCUAGGUGCCAGUACC